This is a messenger RNA of Phalaenopsis equestris, 1149 nucleotides long. RefSeq names its product protein TIFY 7-like. Gene Ontology annotation, biological process: regulation of jasmonic acid mediated signaling pathway; response to wounding; regulation of defense response. Gene Ontology annotation, cellular component: nucleus. The transcript has 7 exons. The record is from RefSeq and is a predicted model, not a curated record. The coding region runs from base 112 to 1041 and encodes 309 amino acids. NCBI's taxonomy places the organism in Eukaryota, Viridiplantae, Streptophyta, Magnoliopsida, Asparagales, Orchidaceae.
CCCGCGUGCAAUAAAGACGGAACGCGGGAGAGGGAAAUUCGCGAAAGCCCACGUCUCUCUCUGCAAGAAAGACGGAACGCGGCGUAAAGAGAGGGAAAUGGAAGGGGGAGGAUGGGAGAAGUCCCAUGGCAGUUAGAAUUAGUUUUUUUAGGUUAUAAUGUCGCAUUAUUUAAGGGUUUCAUCUUCGGAGAGAUAAUCUUUCGAAUGGGCGAGCACCACUCCGGUACAGCGGCGACGGAAAGCUCCAGCGAAUCACCUAGAUACAGCCAUUUAACUGCAAACAAAGCCUCAGCAACUCAAAACUCCAUGUCAAUUGAAACUAUGCAACUUGUUAACCACAAAUUCUUAUGCGAUUCACCUUCCCCAAAUAGAUUACAACAUGUUCCUUCUGAUAAUACCUUUGAAUGUACUAAAAAAUCUUGUUCUGCGCAAGCUUCUCAGAAAUUUUUAGAUUAUGGUGUCAUGCAAUGUGCAGCACACCCUUACCGAAAUCAAGCUUUGUACAGAAAGCUUGCUUUAGGACCUUAUAGCUCAGUAAACACAGAUAAAACCUUCACUCCAAGGGCAAACAAACAACUUACCAUAUUCUAUGCUGGUUCUGUUCAUGUGUUUGACAAUGUCCCAUUGUUAACGCUCCAAACAAUUCUUCUAAUGGCAAGUAAGGCUUCAAACACAACGAUAAAAGUUGUAAAUACAAAUUCUGGAGCUUCAGUACCACCUUCUUUCAAAGGGCUGGUAACUAAUCGUCAAAUUUUAACACAAGCUCUGAACGAUACAAAUCAUUCAGCAUAUUCGUGUUCAAGCAUUUCAGCGAAUAAUAAUGGGGUAAUUAUUUCGCCUUCACUGAGUGAUAAUGAUCCCUCGAAGAAUGUUAAUUCUUUCGUGAAAACUAAUAAAGUCGGAACUUCUAUGUUCAGAGUCGUGCCGCAAGCUCGGAAAGAGUCUCUGGCUAGAUUUUUGAGAAAGAGGAAGGAAAGAUUGAGAAACAAGAGCUGUGUUGACCAGGGUGAUUCCCUAACCCUCUACAAAGACUUGGCAUAAUGAGUAAACACAUGGCCUUAUUUUGUUGUCCAAUAUUGUUGUCCAAUUAUAAAUUGUAUUUUUUAUUUUUUAUUCUUUAUUCUUUUUUGUACCUUGUAUUAGUUUUGA